Onychostoma macrolepis is the source of this 4673-nucleotide messenger RNA. It is a transcript of the gene ppp2r2cb, whose product is annotated as protein phosphatase 2, regulatory subunit B, gamma b. The coding region runs from base 748 to 2010 and encodes 420 amino acids. Gene Ontology annotation, cellular component: cytosol; protein phosphatase type 2A complex. Gene Ontology annotation, molecular function: protein phosphatase regulator activity; protein binding. The record is from RefSeq and is a predicted model, not a curated record. Lineage: Eukaryota; Metazoa; Chordata; Actinopteri; Cypriniformes; Cyprinidae. Gene Ontology annotation, biological process: peptidyl-serine dephosphorylation. The transcript is spliced from 10 exons.
UCAUGUUUCCUCCCUGACUCGUGCUCUGCUCUCACAGACAGAUGCGGUUACCAGGCAACCGCUCUUGUAGCUGUAUCAGUAUCAGUAUGAGGCUGGAGUGGGGGGUUGCUGCUCAAUGUAAUGCUGAGUCGCUCUCCCAUUGGCCACAACUCGCUGACCAGUGACAUGAUUGGACGAGAGCGUGUCACUCACCAUCUCUGUGAUAUUCUUGGGAGGAGGAGUCUAUGCAGCAGAACAGACAGAAUUGUACCCCUCCCUCAUUCUUUUGCACAAACAUCAGUAUGCCUACGCACAAGUCCAGCUGUCAUGUGUUUACCUCUGAUUUCAGGAAAACCCAACAAAAAUGAAUUGACAGGAAGAGUGUAGAUGCAUCCCAGCUGAGCCAAGAGAUUCUGCUUUUUCUUCAGUGUUUUUCUGAGGAGUUCAUAUCAUCAGCCUCUUCGUGUGGACUUACUGCUCAUAAACCCCAUGACGCUGUGCAGCAGACCUUCAUGCUGAUGGCUGAAAAAUGGAUGGUGUGUUUCUCAUCCAUCAAACAAACACGCACCUUCACAGACACCUUUUGUACAAACCAACAGAGCAAUGGAACUGAAUGAAUAUAUCAGCAACUGAACCAGGAUUGUUAGCACAGCAAUGUGACAGAAGGAUUGGUAGAGCUGCAGCCCCGCCCUUGGUUCCGUCCCAGAAUGCUGAGCCCGGUUCUCUGUUCCGAUCUCGCAGCCUUGGAGCCAGAGUAUACCGAGGCGGAUGUCAUCUCUACGGUGGAGUUCAACCAGACCGGAGAGUUCUUGGCCACGGGUGAUAAGGGUGGGAGAGUUGUCAUCUUUCAGAGAGAACCACAGUACAUUUCAGAGUCAUGAGCCUGAGUUUGAUUACCUGAAAAGUUUGGAGAUUGAGGAGAAAAUCAAUAAGAUUCGCUGGCUGCCUCCGCAUAACCCGGCCCACUUCCUCCUCGCCACCAAUGACAAGACCAUAAAGCUGUGGAAGGUGAGUGAGAGAGAUAAGCGAGCAGAAGGCUAUAAUCUGAGAGAUGAGGAAGGCAGACUGAAGGACCUCUCUACAAUCACCACUCUACAGGUCCCUGUCCUGCGGCCGAUGGAUCUCCUGGUGGAGGCGUCCCCACGGCGUGUUUUUGCUAACGCACAUGCAUAUCACAUCAACUCCAUCAGUGUCAACAGCGACUGUGAGACGUACCUGUCCGCUGAUGACCUGAGAGUUAACCUGUGGCAUCUCAACAUCACUGACCGCAGCUUCAAUAUUGUCGAUUUGAAGCCAGAAAACAUGGAGGACCUCAGUGAGGUGAUCACGGUGGCCGAGUUUCACCCUCACCACUGCCACCUGCUGGCCUUCAGCAGCAGCACAGGAACCACACGCCUCUGUGACAUGAGAGCCCAAGCACUCUGUGACCAACACGCCAAACUGUUUGAAGAAGCAGUGGAUCCAUCCCACCGAUCGUUCUUCUCAGAGAUUGUUUCCUCAGUGUCAGAUGUGAAGUUCAGUCAUAGCGGCCGCUACCUGCUCACUAGAGAUUACCUCACCGUUAAAGUCUGGGACCUCAACAUGGAAAAUAAACCAGUGGAAACAUACCAGGUCCACGACUACUUGCGAACCAAAUUGUGCUCUUUGUAUGAAAGCGAUUGUAUUUUUGACAAGUUUGAAUGUGCCUGGAACGGAACGGACAGCGUGAUCAUGACUGGCGCUUACAACAACUACUUCCGAAUGUUUGACCGGGCGAGUCGGCGCGACGUGACUCUGGAGGCCAGUCGGGAGGUGUGCAAGCGGCGGGCGGUCCUGCAGCCGCGGCGGGUGUGCGUGGGCAAGAAACGAAAAGAGUCGGACGUCAGCGUGGACAGUCUGGACUUCAGGAAGAAAAUCCUCCAUACCGCCUGGCAUCCCAAAGAAAACAUCAUCGCCAUCGCAGCCAGCAACAACCUGUACAUUUUUCAGGACAGACUGACGCCCAACGGACAUCACAACACGCCGGAAAUACAGAGUGCGCCUCCCAAGUAGCAGACGCAACCAAGCCCUCCCUCCCACACACUAAAUUCAGUUCAUUUCUUGCCCUUCAUGAUCACAUUUCCCAUCUGGAUUCAGUGUCGCCAGCAUCACAACAAUCUCAUGAACUAUUAUGAACAUAUAUAACCCUCAAAAUUGAAUAAUGCGGACUAUAACUGUGGUCCUGAAUGAGAAUGUAUCGCUCAGAUUCUAUCGCAUGGCAUGCAGUAUGAACACCGGGGGUUAGAUAAUGUUAAGCUACCCUGACACAUUCAGAUCGCACAUGCAUGUUUACAAAGCUGUUGAACAGGGCUUAUUUAACAAUGAUGAUUGUAAACGAAUCAGAUGCUUUAUAACGCUCUGCAGUGCUUGUGUAGAAUUAAGUGUCCGUUCGUUCUUCUCAGGCUCGAGUUUUCUUCAGUUUUCUUUGGUUUGACAAACCGCUCAGGGACUCUCUAAGGCCUCUUCUUAUGUUCAAUGGCAAAACGCACCAAAACGAAAUCCAGAACAAGCAGAGGACAGGAUGCAGGAAUUAUGGAGGUCUGCUGAGAGACAUUGCUGGAAGGAAAACAGCAUGUGCAGGGAUCAGUUUCAAUGCUGAGUCAUCACCACCCCCACCUCAAUGUGUAAAGAGCAUUCCCAAUUCAACGCUUCUGACCACGUACUUAGAGGCGCUUGCUAGCUAGUGCACUGGUUUGAUGAUUUUAUCUUGUGUGUUAAAGAAGUAGAUCAACCAAAAAUGAAAAAAGAAUUUCCCGCCCUCGUGUCGUUACGAAUCUAUUGUGGAACACAAAAAGAGAAAUUUAGCAGAAUGUUCAUGCUGCUCUUUUCCACACGAUGUAAACAUACAGUAUCUUCAGUAUAUAACAGUCAUGAGACAGGCAAGGUGUAAUGUAGUUGGUGGUUGAUGUGCGAGUAUUAAUGAGAUUUUAAUGCUAUAGUGGAAGGAGAACAUUUUCGUUGGAAGUCUCAACAGAUCCUUCUUCCAUAUCGUGAUGUACGUUGGUGUCAAACGGAUUAUCGAACAAAAUAUAGGACGGGAAUCGUUUCUGUGCACUUAAAUGGUGGCAGAUAAAUUUCGUCCAAAAUUUGAAGUCGGCAUGAAAAUUGUACUUUCUAAAUCCUAAAUCUAAAUUAUUGUUAUAUAUAUAUAUAUAUAUAUAUAUAUAUGCACACACAUGCAUGUAUAUAUUGAAGAAAAAUGUUAAGUUUAUACAUUAAAUAUAUUUAUAUAUAUAAUAUAAAUUAUAUGAAUAUAAAUAUUUACAUAUAAAUACAUGUAAAUAUGUUCAAACUAUAUACUGUAUAUGUGUGUAUUUUUAUAUUUAUAUAUAUAUAUAUAUACACACACAUACAUAAUAAAUAUACACAGUACACACAUAUAUUAUGUAAACAAAAACGUUUAUUUUGGAUGCGAUUAAUCACGAUUAAUCGUUUGACAGCACUAAUAUAUAUAUAUAUAUAGUAUGUAUAUUGUAGUUUGUUUACAUAUGUCUGUGUACUGUGUAUAUUUAUCUUUAUAACUACACACACAUACAUGUAUAUAUUUAAGAAAUAUAUGUAAUAUACAUAUAUAUAUAUAUAUGCACGUAAAUAUAUAUGUAUGUGUAUUUAUAUUCAUAUAAAUAUAUACAGUACACACUCAUAUAUAUUAUAUUAUUAUAUUUUAUUUUGGAAUGCGAUUAAUCACGAUGAAUCAAUUUGUCAGCACUAUAUAUAUAUAUAUAUACUUUUUUUUUUAUUAAAUAAAACCUUUUUGUAGCUGGAUAACCCCAGAUGAACAUUCUUCAAAAUUUCUCCCAUUUUCACAUGGGUUUUGAACAACAUGAGGAUGAGGAAAUGACAUUUGUGUGAAUGAAUCCUUGAAUACAAAUUCUUCAGAGCGAGCUCGAUCACAGCUUUGAGCUGAAAUCCCAAUUCCCCUGUAUGAAGUAUUUUCAGCAUGAUGCCUUGUUGGUACCUUUUGAUCUGCAUAUUACAGAAGUAACGUCCACAAGAGGGCGCUCGCAGUGACUGUAUUUAUAUUCUGAAACGGGUUCAAAUACAAAGGAAACCUGCACUAUUUCUGUUGUCCUGGCAUGACAUCAGCGCGACAGCAACUCACAGAAACGCUGCCGUGUCGUUUAACUCGGACUUUUAUUUCAUUUAAAAUAAUUCAUACAAAUGCAUACAGUCACAAACAUUUCUUUUUGGAUUCUGUUUAACAAAAAAUAUUAAUAUCUCAUAGUAUAUAUAGUAUGUAUAUUGCUAGCCUACCACUUUACCAGGAAGGAAACUAUGUAGGCGAUGGAGAGCUGCAACUAUCCCGGCAUCCUCGAAAAACACGGUACAAUCAAGUCACACACAAACAGGCAAGCAUUACGCCAGCUUUGCACAAGACAAAUUGUUUUUUUUUUCUUUUUGUUCAAAAACUGAACUUUUCUGUUUUAUUUUUAACCUUUGACACAUAAAGUAAUACAUGCUCCAAAAAUAAAAACAUACUGAGUGUAGUUCUUUAAAGUACUGUACUGAAUUUGGACUACAAAAGACAAAUGGGUACAAAAAACAAUGCACUAUGUGGUUUAAUUUAAAAGGAAGGGAGGGGGGAAAAUAAAUUUUCCUGAGAGGGUGUGCAAAUCCCGCCUCUUUCGGGGCUUUUAAAAUCAAACGAGCGAAUCUAAUAUGCUUUUUGUUAUCAU